GUCCAGCACAGGCACACCAACACCUGCUUUCAAAGCUGAUUGCUACACCACUACCUUACUACUGGGCCUGGACCACAAAUCCUGAUCCAGACCUCAGCGGCCAAAAAUUAAGAUAUUCCUGCUUUGUAGGUUUGACCUGCAUAUCCAGCCAACAUUUGGGUGUCCUCUAUCACUACAUCAGAAAGUUUCAAACACCACUAAAGGAAAUUUAAGAAGAAAUGUAUAAGUCAUCCCCAUCUGUGAGAGAAAAAGACAGCCUUCCUUUCCAAGAAAGAGAUGAAGAGGAAGGUGACCUAGAGCAAACUGAUGAUAUCACUGAUGACUCAGCAAGUUCAUACUACACUGCUUUUUGUUCUCUGAGUGAGUACAGUGACGCUCUUGAGGAUAGGACACACACAGAGCGUCCUACUGAAGGUGACUCAUUCAAGCUCUCAGAUUGUUCUAUCUCUGUACAUGGCAUCACUUCAACAUCCUUGAUCAAAGCCACCACAUUAUUUCAGGACUGCAAAACAGAAGAAUACAAAUGUAUGGAAGUACUGCCUGAUGUCUCCCAGUGUGAACAGGAUCAAUCAUUAUCUGCGAGUGAGACACUUGUGUUGGAGUCAAAACAUCUGCUUUUAUGUACAACAAUAACAAAUGUGAAUUUACAAUCUGUAAAUACAAACACUUUACAAAGCCAGGAUCAUUCUGAUGAGCUUAAUACAUCUGAAACAGAUUCAUCUGUUAAACUGGGGGAUUCUUUUGGAGGCAGCAGGACUGUAUUUCACACUAACAUUAGAACCACUGAGGAGCCUUGCUCCCCAGAACCCGGAUUCACUUCAAACACUAUUUUGAUAACGCCUGACAGAAAUCAAUACAGCAAGGGUAGGGAACAGGAGUAUGGUGGCAAAGAGCCAAAGGAGGACCACGCGACACAAAAGCAAAGACCCAGAGAUGGUCUGAGUGCACCCAGCGCUGAAUGCAGGCUUAAGAGAGGCGGGCAUAUUCUGGGUCAUAUGGAAGAGGAGGGGGAGGGUAGAGUGGUGAGUUGCAGAAAAGACCAGCCUGAGCUGUCAGUCAGGUCUAGAAAUAGAAAUGCGUCUGCAAACUCUAUCUUAACACUCACAGCCAGCAAACAGGAGUCAAGAAUCCCGCCACACUGUUAUUCAGAGCGUAUCCCCGCAACCAGGCACCAACACCAGCUACAGAGUCUUGCUGAUACCCGGAGGUUGGAAAAGCAGAGCCGGCAAGGCGUCUGGCAGUCCAGACCAUUCUCCCGCACACUGAGUAGCAGCUCCUGCCAAACCAGCCUAAUUACAGACAGUACCAGUGGAUCAACCACCAUGGGAACAAAGCUUGCUGAGGCCAGUAGUGAGGUGGGGGGCUUUGUUAACCUGGCCCAGGUAAGAUCUUCCUGUUCUGAAACUGACUACAUGCAUGUUUUUGGCUCGAGCUGUAGGCCUGCAAGUCAGUCUGAUGGAAACCACAACAAAUGGACAGAGGAUGUUCUUGCUUUCAAAAUGCAGAUGUAUUCAAAAACUCAGAACACAUCCGCUGGCUCAGAAUCCAGCAGCUUUGAGUGUGUUGAUGUGGCAUUGGAAACCACAGAUAAAGUAAACAGAGGAUUAAAGACUGUUCCCAAAAGACAAAUUCAACUGAAGAGACGGGACACAGUAGAGGCACAGUUCAGAGAGAACAACAAUCAAACCCAUGAGGUUGUAAACACGCAUGUGCAUCCUCGAGACAUAUUUCAGCGUCAACAUAGCACCCCUGCAGUGUUAAACCAGGACCCUCAUGUGGCUGAUCAAAGGUCAGUACAGGCAGAGCGGAAGCAAAAACUUCAAAAAUCAUAUUCUCUUGAUGAAACUUCCAGCAAAACUCAAAUGGCAUCCUCAAUAAUAGCGAAUGUCCUAUCAAAAAAGAUGCAACAUGAACAGAAUCUUCGUACCUUGGAUGUUUCUGAUAAAGCUUUUGCUUCAACCAAAGUGAACAUCAAAACUGCUACAACUGAUGAAUGUUUGUACACGUCUGGCAAGGAUGUUUAUGCUGAAACUACAAAACCAUAUCAAAGUGCUACCCUUAAGAGAGAGACAGAAAGUAACUAUGUGCACUGUAGCUUUAACUCAAAACCACAACCCAAACUGUUAAGUAAACAUGGCCUCAGUCCUCUUUUAAGUGGGACUGGUAAGUCUGAAGUUAGGGGCAGUGGCACUGAAAUAACCGACACUUCAGAGAAUGAGAAAGCAGAGAAGUUGAAUUCAAGAGAGAAGGCAUUGCAGCUCCCUAACCUGAGCUCUGGAGUGAAGCUAUCCUGUGACUCAGCAAAGGGCAGAACAUGGAACUCGAGUGCAGCAACAAAUGUAGCCAUCAGCACACAGGCUUCUGUGAAAACCACACCUGAAGAAUGCCAUACAGGCCAGGGAAUCCAUAAACAACACAAUAUGACUCAAACCAAUGUGCUGGAAACACAGGAGGAACAGGCUGGAAGCACGGAAAGUACACUCAGCCCUACUAAUAUUACCUGCCUGAUAUCUGAUUUGGAAGCAAAUGCUGUAGAUAAUACAACCCCCAAAACCGAUGACUGUGGCAUUGGAAAAGAUCAGGAAAGUGACAGAGAGGAUUUUAAGUCAUCAGGACAGUUCUCAAGCCUAGCUAUGCAAAGCCAAGGCAAAUUGAAAGCCCCUGUCCAUAUAGUAAGAGACAUGAGAAGCCUAGUGAAAAACACAUAUAACAAAUCAUUCAAGGGCCCAAGGGAAUCAACCCACAUAAUAGAAGGGAGUGCUGCUUUGUUUCAGUCAUCAAUACACAAUCUAAGCAACAAGAAUGAAGCAAAGGGAAAGGGAUACAAACAAGAUGAAAGACCCCUUUUGCGGAAAGUCACUCCACCUCUUCCACUGGAGAGAAGGAGAGAUCACUCUGCACCAAGAGGAUGCUCAGCUAAGGUAAUGCCUUCUGUGGAAUCAAAUGACAAAAGUCAUAUUAUUGGAUUCACAAAGGUCAGCCCAAUUAGUGCAACCAAGGCAAACAGCUGUGCCUUGUCAAAACCCUCAGAGACACAGGACAGCCAAGUUGGCAUCAGUAAAUCUGAUGUUACAGUCAUUGAUUUAAAUUUUAAACCAACAAACAGGUCAGACCUGGCAAUGCAACCUAGAGAGGAGACUUCGACUGAUAUGACUACAAAAGGAGAGUUGACAAGAAGCUCUGACAAGGAUCAUCUUUUCCCAGCACUGCAGUAUGUUUCACCCACAAGUUCUGAGCAACAGGACCAUGGUAAGAUAAUCGGUGAUGGUCUCCAGACCCCAUCCCUUCCUCCCAGGUCACAGAGUUCAGUUGGGCCUCAGUUGUCUGCUUGUGUCCUAACAGUAGCUUCAACUCCUAUGGUUCCUUCCUAUUACUACAAACCCAAUGUACUGGGUUACCAAACAAUCUCUCCUCAUAUAGGUGCAGUGCAUGGCUACGUUCAAGGGCCUGUCUUGUUUCAAACCCCCCUUUACAACCAGACUCCUGCACCAAAUAGCCAUACGCCCUUACUGAGAUUUCUUUCGGAAGAUGGAAAAACGCUAGUACAGCCAACAGAUGGCUCAACCAGUCAAGCUCAGAAAGAAGAUACACAACUGAAAAUACAUUCUCCAGAAACCCAACACAACACAAUCUUUGUUGCUCCCAUGAGUGCAGAGGCCAGGCUCGAUGGCGCAGGUGUGCUGUAUCCAGAAGCAGGUGGAAGUGUAGCAGCAAGCACUCGCCAACUGUUGCUAGAUCCGGAAACUGGACGCUAUUUCUAUGUUGACAUGCCUCAGCUGCCACAGCGCAAGAUGCUGUUCGAUCCAGAAACUUGCCAGUAUGUUGAGGUUUUACUACCACAGCAGGCACUUCCCAGUGCUGUUGUACCCACGCCAUGUGCCAUACCUUUUGCCUCUCUUCACAUCCCACCCAUGUACACCCCACAGUGCUUACCUUACAUACAAUCACAUCAUCAGGUGCUCCCGCCACCGGGACCGUGAAACCUGACAGGACCUAUAGACUACAGAAGAUAAUAAGUCAAGCCCAAGGCUCAGAUUACCCAGUGCCCAUUAAGUGCUGGAUGGGUGUUGUUUAUAAGCUACUGAAUGAGUGAAACAUGUUGACCAUCUGCUGCCCUGGCCUCAAGGCAUCAAAACUGAAAGCGUUUUCUGUUAGCACUGCAUUCAACACUCCUUACUUCGUAAAGACUACCUCUGGACUUGGCAACUGACAUGGUGAGAUUGAUUAUAUCUGCUGAAAUGUUGUAAGAUGCAUUAGCAUUCACACUUUCAGGCUAUAUAAACAGAGCAUGGGGCUUUAAAGGGAAAAGAGCUCAGAUCACCUCUGGUAUGGGCAAUUGAGACUCACCAAGGGACCCGAGUGUCUUCAGCAUGCUUAUCAAAUAUGACAAAGGUCACUAUUUUGCUAUUGUAAAUUGUAUUUGAAUUUACUAAAUGGCAAUUUGAGCAAGACUAUUUGCAAACCAUUGCUUACCUAAGCAUUUCCUGAAAACGCUUUAGUUUUCAAAUUUGUACACAUAAAUAAACUGGUUGUUAGUGUCUCAAAUGACAUUUUUAAUCAAAAUGUUUUUACAUGAUCCGGUUGUAAACUGAAUUACCUCUAGAUAUGUGUUUAUUGUUCUCCUACUGACACCUGACACUUGUUUACGCAAGCCUGUUCCAAUCCACUGAUCCGAUAUGUGAGAUUCAGGAUGGAUUAUUGACUAUAUAUAUAACUGAUACUACUGGCUCAUGACUAAAUAUUCUGCUGUCAAAUCUGAAGUGGCCAAGACAGCGAGAGAGUGGACAAUAAAUAGACAUUUAAAUCAAUAAAGAUAAUUAAACAGGGCUGAUCCUUCAGCAUGAUACUAAAUCAAUUUAGCUUUAAAGCAAACACUGCAGUAAAUCAGACCUUCCGGGUUGCAAUGAAUCAGAGCUGCUACAUCUUUAUUGCAGCAUUACUGUUUGAUGCUGAAAAUAAAGUUGUAAAAAAUGAACUGGUUUCUUGACACAACAAGGUUCAGUUGGUUUAAAUGGGUUAAUGCUUUUUGCAUUAGGGUCUAACAACAGGCUGUGCAUUUACAGCAUUCACAGUAACACUUUAAUGGUGAUGUUGUCAGUCAAUAUAUUUACUAACAAAAACAAACAAUGAACAAUAUAUCUCUUACAGUAUUCAUCUUUGUUAUCGUUAGUUAUGAAAAUAAAGUUGUCCAUUGUUAGUUUCUUAACUCACAGUGCAUUAUCUAAUGUUAACAAGCUUGAAUUUUAAUUGUUAGUGAAUACAUUAACUAACAUUACCUUAUGAAAACGUCUUGUAAAGAGUUAUCGCAUGUACUAAUUGGUUAAUGUUACAAUACAUUUAUACUAUAUCAUUUUUUACUCAUCAGUAUCAGUUAAACUAAUACAUUUAACUUUUUUUAAAUACUGCAUUUCUAAAUUAACAUUAAAAUAGGUUAAUAAACUGUUGCUUCAUCACGAUACAUAUUUCAAUUAAUGAUAUUCUUUUGAAUGAAUCGAAACUGACAGACAGACAGAGAAGAGUUGUAUUUUAAUAAAAAAUAACUUAAGCAUGUAUUUAUCAAAAAUGAAUGUCCACAUGAUCGUUUGUGGCUUUUCUGGAAUGCAAAAUUCACUCUUAGUAUGUUUAAACAUUAUUAGUUACAACUUUAUGUAUGUACAUUAUCAUUUGCAUAUUUUAAAAUGUCAUUUUGUAACUCUUUUCAAAGCUGAACACAUUUUGUUUAGUGUUAAUCACUGCCAUGUUUUGUACACAAUCAAGAUAUAAUAAAUGAAAAAAGCCUGACCUUCAUUUCCUUUUCAAGUCAUUUCAAUAAACUACCUAAUGCUUUAUAAUCAAAUCAAACUACAUUUGAUCAUAGAGACUCGUUGUCCUCAAACUGUCAUCUCAGUUUUACUUUAAAUAAAUUCCAGCCAUUCUUUAAAGCAAAACUGACUGGAUUUUAUACAACAGUUGAAAAAAACAUUCCACUCAAACAAUCUACACUAUUCUAAACCUUGUCAAACUAUAAAAAUACGCCUAAAUUUUGGUGCAGACCAUUUCAAUGGGAGCAUCAGUUACACCUUCCUUUAUUUUCAUGUCAUCCUCAUCUUCCUCCUCCUCUUUCUUGCGGCAUGAUGAUUUAAAGCCCUGGAAAGUGGGACAGAUGGGCAGGUAGCGCAGACAGCCUGUCUUCCGAAUCAGCCCCAUCCCGAUCGGAAAGUUAUAUGUGUCUGUUUUUACUGUUCCUGAAGAACCCUCAUCCACCCAUUCAACCAAACCUCGCUCUUUUCUGGUGCCUGCAUACAAAAUGGCAUGCAUGAAUUGCCUUUGUUAUCUCAUUAUCUAAGGAAUAAGUACACGGUUAUACCUGGAAUUGUGUUGUCAAGUACAAAUGCUAAGAAUCCCCCAACAAACAUCUCUGUUGUCAGGAGCACUGUGAUGAUUUGGUCCAGCUCAGCCACACCUGUUUAAAUCAAUCCAAAUGUUUGUGGUCAUAGUUAUAUGUAGGUCAUUCAUUCAUUCAUUCUUAUUUCAGCUUAGUCCCCUUAUUAUUCUGGGGUCACCACAGCGGAAUGAACCGCCAACUUAUUCAGCAUAUGUUUUACGCAGCAGAUGCCCUUCCAGCUGCGACCCAUCACUGGGAAACAUCCAUACACACUCAUUCAGUUAUGUAGCUUCCUAAUAUAUUUGUUGGAAGACAUGUUAACCUGUUUUGAUGCUCCCUGGAUGAGCAUCCAGGUAAUUCGGUAGCAUGAGGCCAGAAAACAUGGAGAAACCAAGAACGAAAAGAUUUCUGGAGGAGUUCAGAUCGACACUCUGUAGGUUUGACAGGCCGACAGCUGUAAUCAUACC
Danio aesculapii is the source of this 6831-nucleotide messenger RNA. RefSeq names its product proline-rich basic protein 1 (gene prob1). Bases 219 to 3980 code for a protein of 1253 amino acids. The record is from RefSeq and is a predicted model, not a curated record. The transcript has 2 exons. Gene Ontology annotation, cellular component: nucleoplasm. Lineage: Eukaryota; Metazoa; Chordata; Actinopteri; Cypriniformes; Danionidae.